Messenger RNA from Trichoderma virens Gv29-8, 861 nucleotides. RefSeq lists its product as uncharacterized. Gene Ontology annotation, biological process: protein catabolic process. The record is from RefSeq and is a predicted model, not a curated record. The annotation marks the transcript as partial. The transcript is spliced from 3 exons. Lineage: Eukaryota; Fungi; Ascomycota; Sordariomycetes; Hypocreales; Hypocreaceae. Gene Ontology annotation, molecular function: protein-N-terminal asparagine amidohydrolase activity; protein-N-terminal glutamine amidohydrolase activity.
AUGCGGAUCGCGUGCCUUCAGUUUGCGCCGCAUGUCGCAGAUGUGGAAAACAACCUCAACAAGGCGGACGAGGUCCUCAACCAGGCGGACUCCGACGACCUGGACCUAGAUGUCUUGGUGCUUCCAGAACUGGCCUUCACCGGCUACAACUUCAAGUCUCUGGCCCACAUAUCUCCCUAUCUCGAGGAAUCUAGCACGGGAAUCAGCUCGCUGUGGGCUCGAAAUACAGCCCUCAAGCAUGACUGCACCGUCGUCGUGGGGUACCCCGAAAAGGUAGAUCCGACGCUGAAUUGGCCUACGGACCCCCAGUAUUACAACUCGGCGAUUGCAGUCAACGGAGACGGCGAGACAGUGGCCAACUACCGCAAAACUCAUCUGUAUUACACCGACGAGACGUGGGCCUUGGAGGGUUCCCAUUUCUUUGGAGGACGGCUUCCCGGCUUAGGCCAUACCGCCAUGGGGAUAUGCAUGGAUCUGAACCCUUACAAAUUUGAAGCUCCGUGGAACAAGUUCGAAUUUGGGCAACAUGUCUUGGACAGCGGUGCUCGACUCGUCAUAGUUUCUAUGGCUUGGCUUACCAAUGAGAAUCCUCAAGAGUUUACCAGCACUCCUCUAGAACCGGAUACCACGACUUUAUUGUACUGGGUGUCUCGCCUUGAGCCACUGAUUCGGGUAGAAUCGAAUCAAGAAGUCAUUGUCAUCUUUGCGAACCGCUGCGGCACCGAGGACGAAGCAACUUAUGCCGGUACCAGUGCUGUCGUUGGCAUACAGUCUGGCGAAAUUUGGGUGUACGGUAUAAUGGGUCGUGGGGAAACGGGUCUUCUCGUCGUUGAUACCGAGUCUGAGCCGUAUGCCAGACUG